This is a messenger RNA of Ylistrum balloti, 948 nucleotides long. RefSeq names its product RAD52 motif-containing protein 1-like. Gene Ontology annotation, cellular component: nucleolus. Gene Ontology annotation, molecular function: nucleic acid binding. The transcript is spliced from 6 exons. The record is from RefSeq and is a predicted model, not a curated record. Lineage: Eukaryota; Metazoa; Mollusca; Bivalvia; Pectinida; Pectinidae. Bases 1 to 948 code for a protein of 315 amino acids.
AUGUCAAGAUUGGAACUAGAAAUUUUAGAGUUCAUUCGUCCAGAAGGAAAUAAUAAGAAUUUAUAUAUUACCGGUAUACCAUGGAUGGAAGAAGCUGAGAUAAUAGAUAAGUUCUAUCAGCUCUUUACAGUCUUUGGCCCUGUAUAUGGUAUACGUCUAUGUCCAGCUAGCAUAAAAAUAUCCCGACCCGUGUCUGAGCCAGACACUCCACCUUUCAAUAGUCAAAAGAGGGAGGCACCGGCUGACAGUGACAAAGAAAAAUCAACACCCCCUGAUUAUAACAAAGAACAAAAUGGGUACUAUGCUUUUGUGACAUUUUAUCUGGCAAUGAGUGCUAAACGAGCAAAGGAUGAUUUAAAUUGCCGUCUUGUUAUUCAAGGGAAUGAAUGUAAGAUUUCCACAGCUAAGAGAAAGAAGGAGAUGAUUCGAGCAUCUUUACACUUUACUAAGUGUCAGGAACUGGCAAACCACUACAUAGGCUUCAACGGAUGGUCUACUUCAGUCAAACUGCUUGAUAGUGACUCAGAGGAGCAAGAUGGUGACUUGAAAAGGUUGAGGUUUAUGUGUGUAGUAACACUCGACAUUCCUGUACAUGGUUUAAGUACAGCUGGUCUCGGGGCUUGGGAAGAGGCUUGUCUCACUACAGAUCCCACAAGCAGGGCCAAGGCAGUCUGUAAGGCUAAGAAACUAUCCUACCAGAGAGCUGUGGAAGAUGCUUUCUCCAGGGUCCUUCUUAUUGUUCUGAACAAUGGCAAAGUUUCUGUAGAGAUAGAUACCACUAGACCAGAUGCCUUGCUGGCCCAAAAACAAGCCAAUGCAGAAUCUGUUUUAAAGGUUAAUGAAUUAGACGAGGAACCAAAGGAAGAACAAGACAAUAUAUCUUUUGAUAUGGACAAUAUUGAUGACAUCAACCUUCAUAUUCUUCAUCAGUUGGAAGACGAGAUGUAA